AUGGCUCUUAACGUGAGCAAAGUUGUGCCCAGUAGUCCCAUUUUAGCGAAGAGGGCUAGUGCUUCGAGAUCUCAAAGGGUCUUGCUAGCUUUCUCACCCAAAAAGAGCUCCUCUGCUGAAGAAUUACAAGGUCUUUCUUGUACAAAGCCUGUUACUUUUGUUACUACUUGUCGUAGAUCUUCUUCUACUUUGUGUUUUCUUGGAAAGUCUCAAGACACUGAAACUAAACCACACGAGGAGUCACCUAACUCUCAAAUUGUACAAAAAGAAGGUGAGAAGAAAGUGAAGCCAAGGAGAACAAGCAGCUCAAGACAGGUUUUGGUGGAAUAUGUGUCUAAUGAUGCUAAGUUUGUGAAUGAAAGGGCUCGUAGCGACUUUGUUCUUCUCUCUCGUGGCAUUAUGAGACUUGACGCUCGUGCGCGUCAGGACGUUGCAAUUCUUGGUUCAGGGUUCCUUAAACUCGAUG
This is a messenger RNA of Raphanus sativus (radish), 466 nucleotides long. Its product is annotated as senescence-associated protein AAF, chlorolplastic-like. Gene Ontology annotation, cellular component: chloroplast. NCBI's taxonomy places the organism in Eukaryota, Viridiplantae, Streptophyta, Magnoliopsida, Brassicales, Brassicaceae. The transcript is spliced from 3 exons. The record is from RefSeq and is a predicted model, not a curated record. The annotation marks the transcript as partial. Gene Ontology annotation, biological process: leaf senescence; cellular response to oxidative stress.